This is a messenger RNA of Carassius carassius (crucian carp), 2489 nucleotides long. Its product is annotated as Kv channel-interacting protein 1-like. The record is from RefSeq and is a predicted model, not a curated record. Lineage: Eukaryota; Metazoa; Chordata; Actinopteri; Cypriniformes; Cyprinidae. The transcript has 7 exons. The coding region runs from base 670 to 1461 and encodes 263 amino acids. Gene Ontology annotation, biological process: regulation of potassium ion transmembrane transport. Gene Ontology annotation, cellular component: voltage-gated potassium channel complex. Gene Ontology annotation, molecular function: potassium channel regulator activity; calcium ion binding; transmembrane transporter binding.
AACGCUGCAGCAGACCACAGACUUCUCACCACAACACCACACAACACACUCACACACGCACGCACACACAUACAACUAGAGGAUGAGAGAGGCAGAGGUGUAACCAGGAGAAGCACCGUCAAGAUAAAGGAAAGCCACUCUUUUGUCUCCAUGGACACUCAACUUCCUCCAAGCAGUUCUUAGUCUGUGUAGCGCAGUAGUGGGAUCUUGCCAUCCACUUAAUAAUUCAUCAGGUCGGUCUCUGAGCUUUGAGCCUGCAGCGCUCACCAACUUUACCUUCUCUAACUUUUGCACAGCAGCAGACGGCUGUUUCAGCAAUUUUCCUUUUAUAUUUUAAACUGUUGGCACAGAGGCAGAGGAAAACAGGUUUAAGCACUUUGUGUGCAUCUUAUGUGUGUUUAUGAGUGUGUGUAUGAGGAGAGUGGGUGAAAGGUGUGUGUGUGUUGUCUGGAAAGAGGGCAUCCUGCUCAUCUCAUUCUUGGACUUGGAACCCAUUGUUAAAAUCGCAGCUCUUGUGGGACUAAACGAGCAAGAGGCUGUGUGAGAAGCACUCUGGAGGCCAAGGAAAGGCUCGUAUGGAACUUACAUCUCGUCUGUGAGCACCGCUGGUGAAAGCAGUGUUUAGGCUGUUGAAGGGGCAGACUGUGCACCCUUGGAUUCUCAGUCAUCAUGGCUGGCUGUUCCAGCCGCUGCAGACAGGGUGUGCUAAAGCUCAUUCAGUCCCUUCAGAGGCUUGUCUCAGGAACCCUCAGCAAAGAUAAUAUAGAUGAUGAAUUAGAGAUGACAAUGGUCUCCCAUCGGCCGGAGGGUCUUGAGCAGCUUGAGGCGCAGACAAACUUCACCAAACAAGAGCUACAAGUUCUUUACAGAGGCUUCAAAAAUGAGUGUCCAAGUGGAGUGGUGAAUGAAGAGACAUUUAAACACAUUUAUGCACAGUUUUUUCCACAUGGAGGUACUUUAAAAAAAGAGAAAUCCUUAAAUAUUACAUGCUUCUUACAAUUACAACAGCUACAUUUUAGAGAAUUAAAGUGUUUAAUGUUUUCAUCUGUUGUCAUUGCUGUACCAGAUGCCAGCACAUAUGCACAUUAUCUCUUCAAUGCAUUUGACACCAGAAAUAAUGGAUCCAUAAAGUUUGAGGACUUUGUGAUGGGACUAUCUACACUACUGCGGGGGACGGUCAGAGAGAAACUAGAAUGGACGUUUCAUCUCUAUGACAUUAACAAAGAUGGACUUAUCAAUAAGGAGGAAAUGACAGAGAUAGUGAGGGCCAUCUAUGACAUGAUGGGGAAGUACACGUAUCCGGCUUUAAAAGGGGAUGUACCAAAACAGCAUGUGGAUGCCUUCUUUGAGAAAAUGGACAAAAACAAAGAUGGAGUUGUAACAUUAGAAGAGUUCGUCCUUGCCUGUCAGGAGGAUGAAAACAUGAUGAGAUCCAUACAGCUCUUUGAAAAUGUGAUGUAGAGAAGAAGAAAAGAACACCCAAGAAUGCAAGAGGGAUUUUACGUUUAAAUGUAUAUUUGCUAUAUUUCACUGAACUGAGUUCUGGGGGAAUGAUGGCCAGAGAGGGAUGAGAGUCUGCUUUGUUUUUCCUCUCUUCCUCCUUCAGUUUUUGUAACAUAUUCCAUGUUUUUCUUGCUGGUGUUGUGGGAAAUUGCCAUCCCAGAACCCACUUUAAUCCAGCCAUGGAAUAAUAUGUUUGAAAGGCAUUUCCUUACUAGUGGGUGGUGAUGUUCAACGUCCAUCUUCCCUAUACAAAAAAGAAAGCCACUCAAGCUUUUUUCAUUUGCUUUACCCUAGAGCUCAGGAAUCUACAUUUGUUGUACUGGAACUGCAUUCAGGAGGAAAUACAGCCUUGCGUUCUUUGCCAAAAGAGCUUGCAUGAGAAAAGCCAGCAGAUUUGUUCCCGAUGAGUUGCUUGAAAAUAAUGCUUGCCUUCAAAAAAAAAAAAAAAAUCUAAUUUUAUGAUGUAUUUAUCUAUGACAUUGGGUUUAAAGGAUACUUAAUUGAAUGUUGAUUUUGUCUUGUGUUGUAACUGUUGUUUAUUAGCAAUUGGUGUUUCCAGUCCAACCGCUUAAUGUACAUUUCAGUACUUUCCAAGCCAUUUUUGCCCACCAGAUCUUAAUGAAUAAGGUGGGACAGAAGGUAAAAUUCUGUGUGUCUAAGUAUGGAAGUCAGGAAUAUUUAGGAAACUACUAAAUCACAACUGUAUUCAAACUCAACAAAUGACAAUCUAGUCCCUGGAUACCCUUCUAUCCCCAUACCUCUGCAUACUUUCAAGAAGGACAAAUAGAAGGAAGGAAAAAUAAUUAUUUAUGGGUCAGUGUCAGUCGGAAGACAUAUAAGCUAUUUAUAGGCUAUUCUUGCAAGUAUGGUGCCACAUGAAGAAAUGUCCGAUGAGGCAGAAAUAAACUGUGAAAACAAAGUAUCAGAAAUAUGCGGUGCAAUUCAUAUCGCUGUCAAAACCGAUUAAAAACAUUUGUGGAAUAACA